ACUAAGUGUCAUUUUUCGUGUUGCGCAUAUGCGCAUAUUCACGGUUGUUGUCAGUGUUGUCUUCAUGACUUAACCUUUGUCAACUAAGUUGUGAAAACUACAUAUAUUAUAUAUCAAAUUGAUAAAAUUGUUAUAACACUAAUUAAUAUGUCGGAGACUAAAGAAAAAGAGGAAGAAAAGCCGGUUGUUGCAAAAAGUGCAAUUGAUUUGCAACGAUUAAAAUUGCAGAAAUUAAUGAAAAAUCCUGAAAAGCCUAUUCUACUACCGGAAAGACCUAAAGUUAAAAGUACACCAACAGUACCAGAAUUUGUACGUAAUGUUAUGGGCAGUAGUGCAGGUGCAGGCAGUGGCGAAUUUCACGUGUAUAGACAUUUACGGCGUAAAGAAUAUGCCAGACAAAAAUUUAUUCAAGAAAAGGGUCGUAAGGAACUUUUAGAUGAUGAAUAUCAUAGGAAAUUGGAGGAAAAUAAAAGGGUAGCUGAAGAGAUAACAGCUAAAAAGAGAGCAAAGAGACAGAAAAAAAAACAGAAGUGGAAGCAAAAGAAACAAUUGAAAGUGUCAAAUGACCGACCAAAUAAAAGUGACAAUAGUGAUUCAGAAGAAGAAAGUUUGGAUGAACAAGAUACAAAUGACAAAAAUGAUAAUGUAUCUGAAGUUGUAUCAGACGAAGCAAUUAAAAAUAGUAUAGUUGUAGAACAUAAGCCAGAAACAAAAUUUUAA
Messenger RNA from Dufourea novaeangliae, 720 nucleotides. RefSeq names its product PRKR-interacting protein 1 homolog. The coding region runs from base 148 to 720 and encodes 190 amino acids. Lineage: Eukaryota; Metazoa; Arthropoda; Insecta; Hymenoptera; Halictidae. The record is from RefSeq and is a predicted model, not a curated record. Gene Ontology annotation, cellular component: nucleolus. Gene Ontology annotation, molecular function: protein kinase inhibitor activity; protein kinase binding; double-stranded RNA binding. The transcript has 4 exons. Gene Ontology annotation, biological process: negative regulation of protein kinase activity.